Rubroshorea leprosula is the source of this 3117-nucleotide messenger RNA. The record is from the annotation of a GenBank genome assembly. Lineage: Eukaryota; Viridiplantae; Streptophyta; Magnoliopsida; Malvales; Dipterocarpaceae.
CCAACGUAUGUUGGCAAUUUGCAUUCCGAGCCACAUUGCAUCUUUUCGCUUCUCUUUGUUUUCUCUUCCAUGAAAACCAAAUCUUUGCAGGCCUUCCCGCACUUAGUAUGUGAAAUUUAGGAGAGUUGAGCCGGAAAGAUGGGAACUUGCUCACCCUGUUGGUGAAAGUAUGUGUUUUCCCGUGAUCUUUUAGUAUGUGAAAUCUAGGUAGGAGUCCAAAGUCCAUAGGAGGAAAUGGGUUUCGUUUUAUCAUCAGCUGGAGCGUUCCAGAUUCUUCCACAGUGCGCUGUGGUUUCUUCAGGCACAAGUCAUGGGUGUAUCUCAAAUUUGUGUAUUAGGCCCCAUCAUUUGAAUUUUAGAAGUCCUCCUAUCAGGCAUUUGCACAAUGGCAAUUGGCGCUGUAAACAAAGAAUUAUUGUUGUCUCAAGUAAGGGUGAUGAAGGGGAUGGUGAUUCAUCAAGGAAUGAAGUGUUAGAGGAAGAUGAAUUGGUGGCUGCUAGAAAGGCUCUUUCUGAGACUCGAGCUAGACAAGAAGCCCUUGAAAAAGAAAAAGAUCAAUUGCUUGAAGAGUUGGCUCGUUCUGAAACUAAGCAUCAGGAAUAUAUGGCUACCAUUUUACAUGACAAGGAUGUAGCCAUCUCUGAACUGGAGUCAGUCAAAUUACUUUUUCAUCAGAAGCUGCAGGAGUCGAAACAAGAUUUGGUUGAACUUGCAGUGCAAGUUGAAAAGUUAGCAGAGAAUACUUUCCAGCAGGUUACAUCUUACAUUUUAGAAGAUGCUCAACUGAGGGUUUCAGCUGCGGAGACUUCAGCUGCUGAGAUGGCUUAUCAAAUUGAAGAAAAAAUAAGAAAUGCCUCUGAAGGUGUCAUAUUAUCUGUUAUUGAGCAGUCAAAAGAUGCAAUAGCAAAGGCCCUCGAUAUGGCAGAAAAAGCUGGAGAACAUGCAACAAAAGCUGUGGCAGCUUCUACCAAUGAUAUAAAUUCUGUUGAUAUGAUUGCUUCUGUUCAAUCUGAAAACAUGAAGUUGAAAAGUGCUGUCAGUGAUUUAGAAUCUCAGUUAUUGCUAUCAAAAAGUAAGUUUGAUAGGUUGAAGUUGGAAUUGCAGCAGGCUCAUUCACAAGUAAAUUCAGCUGAACUCCAAGCCAAUGAUGCAGAUAAAGCAUUGCUUGAAUUUCAGGAGGCAAGCAGGAAAAAUUCUCUUGAGCAGGGAGAGGAGACAAGUCCAUUUCUGGAGAAAAUGAACAAAGAUGCUGCAGAAAGAGAGAAGGCUGUCUCUGAGGCUUUUAAGGCAGAGUUGGAAAGCAUAAAGGCUGCCAUUGAAGCUGCCAAAGAAACAACAUGUUCCAAGGACAAUGCCUACAUGAGAACAUUUCAAGCAUUACAGAGAUCGUUAAGGGCUUCAGAAUCUGCUUUAAAGAUAUGGAGACAGAGAGCGGAGAUGGCAGAGUCACUACUAUUAAAUGAUGGACCUCAAAGUGAAGAGGAUGAAGAUGUCAUUUAUGCUGUUAAUGGUGGACGGUUAGGCCUUUUGGCUGAUGAUGAUUCACAGAAAUGGAAACUUCUGAGUGAUGGUCCUCGUAGGGAGGUACCUCAAUGGAUGGCAAGGAGGAUCUGGGCCAUCCGUCCCAACUUUCCACCCAGAGCAGCUGACAUAACUGAUGCCUUAAAAUCAAAAUUUAGAUCCCUGGAAUUGCCCAAAUUGGAUGAGGUGUGGUCAAUUGCUCAACAAAAACCAAAAGAAGGUGAUGUCCUUAUAGGGCAUGUAAUUGAGAAGGAGACAAUAGAGAAGAAACGAAAGGCUCUAGAACGUGCACUUCAGCGGAAGACAACUAAAUGGGAGAGGACUCUAGAACAAACAAAAUCUGAACCAGGAACUGGGACAGGAAGAGAGAUUGUAGUGAGUAUACAUUUUCAAGGUUUCAACUGGGAAAGCUGGAGAAGGCAGUGGUACCUGGAGUUAGCUCCUAAAUCUGCUGAUUUAUCUCAAUCUGGAAUUACAGCAGUAUGGUUGCCGCCACCAACAGAAUCUGUUGCUCCUCAAGGUUAUAUGCCUUCUGACCUUUACAACUUGAACUCAGCAUAUGGAUCUAAUGAAGAACUGAAACAUUGCAUAGAGGAGCUGCACGCUCAUGACCUUCUGGCAUUGGGAGAUGUUGUACUUAAUCACCGAUGUGCACAAAAGCAAAGUCCAGAUGGUGUCUGGAAUAUUUUUGGUGGCAAGCUUGCAUGGGGGCCUGAAGCAAUUGUUUGUGAUGAUCCUAAUUUCCAGGGCCAAGGAAAUCCUUCAAGUGGUGAUAUAUUUCAUGCUGCCCCAAACAUUGACCAUUCUCAGGACUUUGUUCGUAGAGACAUAAAGGAAUGGUUAAACUGGCUUCGGACUGAUAUUUGUUUUGAUGGUUGGCGCCUUGACUUUGUCAGAGGAUUCUCUGGUUCUUAUGUGAAAGAAUAUAUUGAAUCUUCUAAUCCUGCAUUUUCCAUUGGGGAAUACUGGGAUAGUUUGGCCUACGAAAAUGGUAACCUCUGUUACAACCAAGAUGCUCAUAGGCAACGGAUAAUCAAUUGGAUCAAUGCCACAGAUGGUACUUCGUCAGCUUUUGAUGUUACAACAAAGGGGAUACUUCACUCAGCUCUGCACAAUGAGUAUUGGAGGUUGAUAGAUCCUCAAGGAAAACCACCAGGAGUGAUGGGAUGGUGGCCAUCGCGUGCUGUUACAUUUUUAGAGAACCAUGAUACAGGAUCAACACAGGGCCAUUGGCCAUUCCCGCGGGAGAAGCUUGCACAGGGAUAUGCAUACAUUCUAACCCAUCCUGGAACGCCUGUAAUUUUCUAUGACCAUUUCUAUGAUUUUGGUUUGCAUGACAUCAUAACGGAGUUAAUAGAGACUAGAAGGCGGGGUGGAGUUCAUUGCCGGAGUUCUGUCACAAUAUACCAUGCAAAUAAUGAAGGUUAUGUUGCUCAGAUAGGCGACACACUAGUAAUAAAACUAGGCCAAUUUGAUUGGAACCCCUCAAAGGAAAACCAGAUGGAAGGAAGCUGGCACAAGUUUGUUGACAAAGGAUUAGAUUAUCAAGUGUGGAUUCGACAAUAAUUUGAUUAAAAAGAAAAAAUAUGAGACUUU